Messenger RNA from Diversispora eburnea, 265 nucleotides. Lineage: Eukaryota; Fungi; Glomeromycota; Glomeromycetes; Diversisporales; Diversisporaceae. The record is from the annotation of a GenBank genome assembly.
GGAAUAAAAAUGAAAGUGAUGAUAAUAACGAAAAUGAAAUUGAAAAUAAUACAAAAAGUGAUAAUUCAGAUUCUAUUGAGUCUAAAGAUAAGGAAAGCAAUUCAGAAUCAGAAUCUAAAAGUGAUAGUGAUAAUGAUAAGAAUAUUUUAGAUGAAAUUCCAGUAAUGUUGGGAGACUCAUUAGUUGAAACUAAAUUGAAUGUUAGUUCUUUAAGUACUAAACAACAAGAACAAUUCAAUCAGUUACUUGAAGAGAAUCAAGAUAU